AUGUCUGCCAACACGGAUACAGCUUCCAGUCCUCCUGUCACCCCUAACGACACGCAUCAACCACCGUCUGAUCACCAAGCUCAACUUGACAAAAGACGAACAGCCCUAGUCGCCUCAAUCUCAAAUCUCAAAACCCAAAUCAGCGAGACAGAAUCACAGCUGCAAGCGGUAAACUCGAAACUAAGAUCUCCAGAGAGUGCACCUCAGACAGUCCGGAACCAUAUCCAUUUACUCCACACGUACAAUGAAAUCAGAGAUGUGGGUCAGGGUCUAUUAGGUUUGAUUGCUGAUGCGCGUGGAGCGAGGCAUGUCGAUAUCCAGAACGAGUUUGGGGUUGCUGCAGGGGAUUGA
Talaromyces rugulosus is the source of this 351-nucleotide messenger RNA. RefSeq lists its product as uncharacterized. The record is from RefSeq and is a predicted model, not a curated record. Gene Ontology annotation, cellular component: Swi5-Sfr1 complex; Swi5-Swi2 complex. The coding region runs from base 1 to 351 and encodes 116 amino acids. The transcript is spliced from 3 exons. Gene Ontology annotation, biological process: double-strand break repair via homologous recombination; meiotic DNA recombinase assembly involved in reciprocal meiotic recombination; meiotic joint molecule formation. Lineage: Eukaryota; Fungi; Ascomycota; Eurotiomycetes; Eurotiales; Trichocomaceae.